CAAGCGGUGAACAUUAAUGUUUCUGUAAAUGAAAAAUUAUCGUUAUAAUGAUCGAAGUAAUGCCAUUCCUGUUAUCAUGUAUGUUGUGUACCGCCGAAGACUACUACUACUACCCUUAUAAUAUAUCCCGGACAACCUUGUCUGGGAUAGCAGCGUACCGUUCCGCCUUGACCUUGGAUUGGUUGGCGGCAGAAGAUUCGAGGCAGAGGGAGCUAGUUGCAGCGUUUGAAACCGCAUCGUCUCCGCCCGCCAAAGUACUUACAACUGACUGCAUAGCGUAUCCGAGACCUUCUACAGUAAAGAUUGCCAGGCUCAUGCUGGAGCUCUUAAAAAACCUCGAAGGCGAUGACGGUACUCUAGUUUCUAAUCUAAUUCAAACACUGCUGCGAACUAAAAUCUUAGUUAAAACUUCCAUGCUGGACGCCGAACCAGAUCUCGAGGCGCUUGUAAAGACCCCUGGAGUGUUGAUGGGUGAACCGCACACAACUUUCCCAAGGAUACUUGCUAUGAUUUGGUUGACAGUUACCGAUCCAGUGUCAACUGGGAAGUAUGGAUGGUGUCCCAUAAAUAAGGUGAACAAGUAUUUAUCAGUAACAAAACCUACGCAAAUAGCUAAAAAUAUACGAGCCUUGGAUCCGAUAUUGGCGCGAGCUCGCUUCAUUAUGGAGGAGUUUAUACAGAAUAUGACCCCUCUGAAUAUGUACCCGAAGAAGACAACCGCAAGCAUUGAGAAGGAUGAAACAUACAAUUUGGCCAAUGCGCUUUCUCUAGGCACUUCCGCAUUAGAGACGGAGCUACCUAUUUUUGAUACUUAUGAAGAAUUUAUGAGCAGCGUUGCUAGUUUACUACAAAUAUCCAAGAUUCAUGUCAUCAAUAUUACUGUGAUUUGGUGUUUAGUAAAUUUUUGUCCGUCUUCAUUUUUGGAUAUGGAUUUUGGAUCUGAUUUCCAUGAAGACCGGUGGAUUUUUAGAGAUAUGAAACAUCAAGAAUAUUCAGAUGCACCAUGUGCAAAGGUGCGGCCUUCCACAAGGGAUAUCAUUAGGAGAUUUUACGCCAUAAUCCCAUAUUUCGAUAAAGAUCACUUAAAUACCGCGUUCCUGCACAAGUUCAGAGCAACUGUAUAUGGCAUGUCAGAGGGUGAAGAUGCUUUGGACCGAGAAGCAGCAUUUUACGCUGCUGUAUUGGUUCCGGUCGUCUUCUUACAGCAAUACAGAGACAUGUGGUGUCUGCUGGAGAGGUUUCACAGAGCAAUGCGCCUGUAUCAAAUUUCACACCCAACCGAGAAGAGGUCAGCUUUGAAAUUGUUGCAGAAUAUCCGGCCCGUUAAUCUUAAAGUUAGAUCGUUUGUCCUUGAGCUACCGGGCAUCACUGCCGUCACACGUACCACAUCAGCUGAUUUUGAUGACGAAGAAAUCAACGAUAUAAAAGAUAUUCGAUAUCUCAAAGAGUUAAUUAAAAAUCUCGGUUGAGUUUAAAAUGUUUUAUUUCAUAAAUAAUAAUAAAUACAAUUGGAUAUAUAUACACAGCGCCAUCUAGUUGUAAAGUAA
Molecule: messenger RNA, 1547 nt
Organism: Galleria mellonella (greater wax moth)
Lineage: Eukaryota; Metazoa; Arthropoda; Insecta; Lepidoptera; Pyralidae
Exons: 9
Coding region: 48-1469 (473 amino acids)
Source: RefSeq, a predicted model, not a curated record